Molecule: messenger RNA, 2959 nt
Organism: Tetranychus urticae (two-spotted spider mite)
Lineage: Eukaryota; Metazoa; Arthropoda; Arachnida; Trombidiformes; Tetranychidae
Biological process (GO): embryonic pattern specification; embryo development; regulation of transcription by RNA polymerase II
Cellular component (GO): nucleus
Molecular function (GO): DNA-binding transcription factor activity, RNA polymerase II-specific; RNA polymerase II transcription regulatory region sequence-specific DNA binding
Source: RefSeq, a predicted model, not a curated record
CUGAAAUGUCAGUCAAUUGACCGCGGAACUGUCCAGAGACCAAAAUCGUAUCAAAAAUGUUCAACGUAAUGGUGAACAUAACAAAAAGGGAAAAUGUUGACAUUGAUUUCAAGUUUGUACAAUUGAGCAAGUUGAUGGUGGAUGCUUUGUUUAUCAAAUUGUUUCACUUUGUUGGCAACAGAAUUGUAAUUUAUACUGGAUUCAGGCUUCAAGUUGAACUCAAGAUAAAGGAUAAAGAUUAUGGUUACGAUUCAAGUCACCCUUCAAGUAGCAAGUCUUGGUUAAAUUAAAGAUGAAAUGGAUUACCGUUGCUUCAAAUUUAAUUGUUCAACAUGGACUUUCAAGAAUUUUAUCGAUUGAAAGAAAAGAAUUUUUCUCCACUGAUUUGAUCUGAUAAGCUGUUGAGUGAUGAGACUAAAGAGUCAACCGAUUAACAUGGCAUAAUUUGUUUUCCCUGGACCAUCAUGUUAAAAAGCUUAAACUGUAACUUGAAAUCUGGAAACGGGUAAACAAGGCGAAUGGAAAAAGAUGCAAAUUGGUGAAAGAUUUGAUGAUAAGCACUGUUAACCCAUCAGCAUCUUGGUGCUUGUUUACAUAUUUACAGACUUGUUUUCAUCAUUCACAGUGACUGCUGGUUAAUAAUCUGGAAAGAUGGAAAGAUUAACUCAAGUCUAUUUUGUCUCUACAAACUUACCAUGAAAGAUGAAACUCUUUUCCCUCAAGGUGUUAUCCUUUUUUUCAUCUAACCCUAUUUUUGGCAGUUCAAUUAGCAUACCAUUUAAGUAACCUUUCAUCCCAAUGCCAAUCCCAAGACGCUUCAACAUCUAACCAUCAAAAGCUAUCAUCUUCAACAUUAACUCCUGAUUAGUGGUCAAAACCUUAUAUUCACUUAAACCUUUUCAUCUGUAAAUUGUUCAGUAGGACAGCGGAAAAAAUUCAGUUAUUGAAUACCAAUGACUGUUCAACACUUCAUCUGUUACAAUCUCAUCAAUUGUUUAGACUUUGAAACAACGAGUAAUCUUAAUCAACUUUCAAUGCAAAAGAGUCAAUGAUUGUUGAAAUUAGUCAACGAGUUUGGAGGACGUGUGAAACACACAAAACCAUCGAAGGUUGAACUCAGUUGGUAUUAUUCAAGUUUUUUGGAUUCUCUGGAUUUGGAGGAAUUGAUGGAACUGUAAAUUUACAUUUACAAUCUCUAUUUAAGAUUAACAUCUCUAUUGGUCAUUAUAAUCAUCCUUUUGGUGCCCUUCUCAAUAGUGCUUCUGAUGUCGUAUUUUACAUCGAGGUUGAUAAUUGUUCAAUGUUUUUUCCGAGGUCCUUCAUUUCACUCAUUCAAGUCUCAUUCACUUGAUUACCAAGUUAAUUGUUAAUCACAAUGAGUAUAAAUAAUUCAAAGCUUUUAUAUGGAUCGUUGACUAAGAUAAUUAAUGCAACUAUUAAAGAGACAUUAGCUGUUAAAACUGAUGAUUUAAUAAAAAAUUCAAUUCCUAUUCCAAUUUAGUGAGCUGUAAAAUUCAGGAUGAUUCAAAUUUCCAAUCUAGAAUGAAAUGGUUGCAUUUCAUUUGUUCAUUUAAUACUGGAGCAUAAUCACAUGGAAGACAUUUUGCUACAGAGAAUGUGUAAACCUAUAGAAAUGCUGAUGUAUCUAAGCUCUAUGGGUUGGCUGGAAAUAUUAUUAUUAUGUGGUUUAGGAUGAGGAUGCCAAGAAAGAGAAGCAGAAAGAAACAUCUUAACAUCUAACAAGGAAGACUGAGGGAUCAAACAUAGAGAUUAAGCCUUCUGUGCAGAAGCUAUUGGCUUAAAGUCAAAGCAUAAGCUCAUCCUCCUACCUAUUAGCUUCUUAACCCUCAUUGUAGUCAUCUAACUCGACUAGUUCAAUAUCUUCAAUUAAAAUGGUUAAGACCUCAAGUUGAACAUAAAGUAAACUGUAACGACAACUAAUUGUAAACUGUAAUUCUUUCAAUCUAAUCAUGCAAUUUCCAUCAAUCAACUGGCCUGAUUUGUUGUCCUUUUAUUAUCCAUCUAAAUGUUCCUGUUUUUAUUGUCCAUAUUUCAGUUCUCAACUUGAAUUGAAUGAUAAAAAUCCAUUGUCAUCAACAUCAUCUAAUCAAACUUGUGAAAACAUUAAUAAAUCAAAGCACCGUUUGGAUUACAGUCGACUAGCUCAAUCCAUAAUUGAAGAAAGUUCAUCCAAAGAGUCAACAAAAUCUAAUCAUUUAACCCAAUCUCGUCAAUUGCUAUCAUCAACAAAUCAUCAAAAUCUAGUCUCGUCUUCUUGUUCAUCUUCAUCAUCGCCAUCCAUUUCACUUUUAUCAUCAAUAAACCUCCCAUCUUCAACUCCUUCAUCCUUAGCUUCACCAACAUCAUCAAACCUAGUCAAUCCAUCAAUACUAACUUCAUCUUUACUGACAGGAUGGUUCAAUAGAUCAGAUUGUCGUUCAUCAAGUCAACGAUCCUCCUAUUCUCGACCAAAGAAACAAUUCAUUUGCAAGUAUUGUAACCGUCAUUUCACCAAAUCAUACAAUUUAAUGAUUCACGAAAGGACUCAUACAGACGAAAGGCCAUACAAAUGCAACAUUUGUGACAAAGCGUUCAGACGACAAGAUCAUCUCAGAGAUCACAAGUAUAUUCACUUGAAGGACAAACCGUUUAAAUGUGACGAAUGUGGUAAAGGCUUUUGUCAAAAUCGGACUCUGGCUGUUCACAAAAUCGCUCAUCUUGAAUCAACUCGAGGUCGAAAGGCUUCGCUCAAAUAACAGUGAUAAUGAUUUGGCAAAUUAUCUCAACUACCUCAUAAAUUAUUAACCAUCAACGGAAACAUUGACUUGGCUCAUCAUUGAAAACAUUCAACAGUUAAUUAAUGUGUUAUCACCAGCAUUUCUCUACUUGCUAUUUUAGUCAAUAAUUUAGUCAACUUUCAUUUUUAAUAAUCUGAUUAAAGUUACAUUACAUUUUUUCA